AUGACCGGCACUCGAUUGUUUGACAGUUCCUUACCCGUUGGGAACAGGUCUGUCGUGGUCAGAGAGCACUACACACUUGAACGCUGCAAUGGCUGCUUUGACUCUGAUGUACACCGCUGGGGUCAAUUCGAGCAUUCAGCCCGUGGUGGACAACUCCUUUGA
Glarea lozoyensis ATCC 20868 is the source of this 162-nucleotide messenger RNA. RefSeq lists its product as uncharacterized. The record is from RefSeq and is a predicted model, not a curated record. The transcript has a single exon. The coding region runs from base 1 to 162 and encodes 53 amino acids. Lineage: Eukaryota; Fungi; Ascomycota; Leotiomycetes; Helotiales; Helotiaceae.